Messenger RNA from Aspergillus ibericus CBS 121593, 3140 nucleotides. RefSeq names its product sulfatase domain protein. Gene Ontology annotation, molecular function: arylsulfatase activity. The transcript has 3 exons. Lineage: Eukaryota; Fungi; Ascomycota; Eurotiomycetes; Eurotiales; Aspergillaceae. Bases 349 to 2949 code for a protein of 866 amino acids. The record is from RefSeq and is a predicted model, not a curated record.
GACGAAUGGUGCUGUCUCGGGGCUGUGAAUGAGACUAGACUGCGGCUCUUCGGUGAUUGCCUGGCACUGAAGCAAUUCCCCCCUCUCAGGCCUCCAUCAUCAUCAUGAUGGCGUCUCUCUUUCAGUCCCUAUCCUUUUUCUCCUCUUCUUUCUCCCCUCUUUGACCGCGUUCCAGCUCCUCCUCCUGCACCCUUCUGACGGCUGCUUCCAUCAUCCCGGGUUUAACAUCCCGGUGUGAGCCAUCUCCGUCCAACCCACCUUUCAUCGAUGGGUGUAGACUCUGAUCGGAGGUGCCAUGCGGUCUGUCUGCUGCUGAGAUACUGUGACCUGUGACACUGCUGCUGCACCAUGAAGCUCCUCAACCCCCUCCGUCGCUGCGGCCCCGCCUUGCAGCGUCUGCGCACAUCACCAGGCGACUUCUUCGACUAUACCUGGGAGUUCACGCGCCGCUACUUUUUUACCGUGUCCUUUAUCGCCCUCUUCGGCGCCAAAUUGCUCCAUCUCUACGCUCACAUCCACUCCCUGCCGCCUCCCAAGUUCAUGCUCUGGGGCACCACCUUUUUCUUCCAGGAUGCGAUUCUUACCCUCCUCAUCCGCUUCUUCACACACAAAUUCCACUGGCGUUCUGUGGCAGCACUGUCUGCUCUGGUGAUUGUUCCCUUCAGUCUUAUCAUGUCCGGAAUGACCGCCGCAAAUACCUCCUUCUAUAUCGUGACCGGCGCCGAGAUCCACUGGCGACAGGCCACCACCUUCCACCGCGAUGCCGCCGCCAUGCGCACACUGCUGACGGGAUUAACCGGCUUCCUAAUCGUCGAGGGCAUUCUUCUCACCAUGGCGUGGUUCCUGGCAGCUCCUUUACACCGGAUCGUUGGCGGGAUCCUCACUAUCCUCGGACAGCCCUUCAAAUGUCUGAUGCGGUGCAUGAGUGGUGUCCGGGCGCUCCGUCCGAGAACCGCCCCGCUGCCCGACCCCGAGGUCUACGAGCAGAUUGCCGUGGAUGACUACCUUGACGACAAGAGCGACGAUGGCUCGUCCAUCCAGCUGCUGGAGCCCUAUGGUGAAGUGUCCCCCGUCAGGCGUGGCCAUUCGCCCCUUAUCAAGAUGGCCGUCUGGAUUCCGUUCUUGUGCCUCGUCCUGCUCCGCCUGGUUCGACCUUGGGAUCCCGCAUACAUGUUCCUUUCCGAAGCUCUUCCCCUGGCUCCCUUUAUCGGCGGUCAUCGCCAUUCCCCGGUCCGCGCAGGUGGCUUGCCAGGCGACUAUGGAUGGCUGGAGGGCCGUUCCACGUUGAACAAGUCCCCCAAAUGGCAUUGGUUACCCAAGGAGGGACUUCCCGGCUUUGACGAUUGGAAGAAAGGCGACAAGCCCCGGCUGCAUUACGAUCCCGAGAAGGACCCCCUGCACGUGUCCAACCUACAGAAUCCGGUGUUGGAAUCCUUGCAAGAGACUCUGUCCAACGGGAACGUCAAGAUCAAGCACGUCAUUCUCGUGAAACUCGAAAGCACCCGCAGUGAUGUCUUUCCCUUGCGCAAAGACACCUUCAUGUGGAAUCGCAUUGCACGAACGUAUCAGGACAAGAAGAUCCCGGAUGAAGUCCAGGAACGCAUCGCCAACCUGACCCGCACCGCCGAGUUCCUGACUGGGUUUGACGCGGGAUUCGGCCAUGACAACGAGCACGAUUAUGGAAGACGGUCCUAUGGGGGCAUCAGUGCGCGCAACGCCUUCACUACCGGCACCUACACGCUGAAAAGUCUUGUCGGUACCGUGUGCGGCGUGACCCCCUUGGUCGCCGAUUUCAACCGGGAAUAUGACCAUCACAUCUACCAACCCUGCAUGCCGCACAUUUUAGAUGCAUUCAACUACCAGGAUGACGUGGACACCAACCGGGCCAUCGACCAAGCCGACUUUCGCGCCUGGCCGUGGCAUUCCGCCUGGAUGCAGUCCGUCACGGAGACGUACGACAACCAAGACCGGCUCACUCCGCAACUGGGAUUCUAUGACGUGGUGACCAAAGAGUCGCUCGAGAAACCGAAUGCGACGCACUUCCCCAUGCGGUCCAAGGAGGUGAACUACUAUGGAUACCCCGACAUGGUGUUGCGGGACUACGUGAGUGACGCGAUUGACGACGCGGAGCGCAACCACCACCGGCUGUUUUUGACACAUCUGACGGGCACGACGCACCACCCCUGGGGCAUGCCCAAUGAUACCUACUCGGACAUGGUGUCCUCUAAGAAUACCAAUUCCAACGAGGACAUCAACAAGUACCUGAACACGAUCGGAUAUAUCGACCAGUGGCUGCAACAGAUCAUUGAUGUCCUCACUGAGAAGGGUGUCGUCGAUGAGACCUUGCUGGUGAUGGCUGGUGAUCAUGGUCUUUCGCUCCCCAACGACGGUGGCGUCACGCCCUAUGACAAUCCCCAUAUCGGCAGCUUCCACAUCCCCAUGUUAUUCGCCCACCCUCACCUUCCUCAGAUCGAAAUCAAUACGCCGGUGAUCACCCAGCAGGUUGUACCCACCAUUCUCGACCUGUUGAUUCAAUCCUCAUCACUCGGGGACAACAGCACCUCCGCCGCGCGCGACCUACUCUCCAUCUACGAGGGCCAAUCCAUGAUCCGAGAAUUGGUUCCCGAACAGGACGGCCGACAGAACUGGCAGUUCACUGUAAUGAACACAGGUGGCUCAUGGCUGGCGGUGCGCUCCGCCGCCCACCCAGCCUACCGACUGGUGAUCCCGCUCGUCGACGACGUGGAAUGGCGAUUCACCAACGUGGAACAAGACCCAGAUGAGCUGCACCCGGUGACCGAAUUCAACCUGGUCGACCUGGCCCGGACCCUGGAUAAGGAAUAUGGCACCGAUGCGGUGGACUGGGUGCGCGACGCGGCGCAUGUCGCGGAAUGGUGGGUCACGGAGAACUGGCAUCUGUAUCAGUAUCGACGCAAGCCUAAGCAUUGAGUGGGAAGAGGCCACCUGGGGAUUGAUCAACCCACGCAUUCGGCCUGGUGCAUGCUCGCGCCGAACCAUCUACCGCCACUGGUGCGGAUAAACCAGAUUGAACAUGGAUCUUUUGUACAUAGUUUGUUGUGGGAUCACAGGAUGACAUUACUGACUUUUAGCGUCAAUUGAAUCACAUCAUAAUCGACUUG